GAAUGAUUAUCAAAAGAACCAAAUAUUAGAUGGCUAAACUAUGAGAAUUGAUGCAUGCACUGCCGAUUGUAAGGCAUCAGAAUGGCUUGGGUUACAUUCAACAGUCCUCUAUGGAAGAAGGAUAUUGUUCAAGAAAAAAUUAAACCACUCCCGUCAUUGAAAAUAAAAAGGAAGAUGGAACAGGGAUUUGUAAACGAUGGAGUACACACAAAAUUCGCUACUAAUCGUAGAAAGCCUAUAAUACCCGCUUAUAAUGCUGUGCGCGAUCGCUAUGCGCAGGCGUACUUCCAGUCUCCGCUAGUCAAGGCCAUGAUGGAGAGGAAUUUUCAUCUUGAGGAAUUAAGACGAAGUCAGGCAAAUGUCAGAAACCUGAACAAACUUAGCCACCGACGUCGGUGUAAAGGUACUCCCACCAUUGAAGAAAUUCGGGCUAGGGAACAUACGUUUGUGAAUGACGCAAUCAUUACAGAGAAGAAGCGCACAAAAUACAAAGACAUCAUCCCUGUUUAUGACGCGUCACAUGACCAACAUUGCCUCGGAUACUUUAAGAGACCGGACGUCAAACAUUUGAUUAGCACCACCUGUACCCCAACUGGUUCAUUCAGUUUUGACAGUAAAUUCAAAAGUCCCACCAGGCGACAGAAGAUGAGGGCGUCUGCUCCUUGAAGGACAGCAGACGUUAUUUACAAAUUGUAUUAUGUUAUUUGUAAAAUAGGAUACCUUUGUUUUUAGCUUUCUCUGUAUUAUUCCAAUUUUUACAUGCUCUGUGAUAUGUUUACACAUAAAUAUGUAUUAUGUAUUUUCUAUAGAGCUACCGAAUUCACGUUCACAACUCAAUGAGCUAUAUGUGCAAGGUUUAACGAUAGUCAUUACAUGCAAGUAUUCAUCAAAGAUGGGAGUUCGACGUGAAAGCUACCACCCAGUGAUGUGAUUUCUAUACAUCCAAUUGUUUGUAUUGGUAUCAUUUAAAAAAAAUAUUGUUAUCCAUAUUGUUAAUAAUCUACAUAUAUACACCAUUAAACAAACUUUAGCAUU
Ostrea edulis (European flat oyster) is the source of this 1035-nucleotide messenger RNA. RefSeq lists its product as uncharacterized. The transcript is spliced from 3 exons. NCBI's taxonomy places the organism in Eukaryota, Metazoa, Mollusca, Bivalvia, Ostreida, Ostreidae. The coding region runs from base 82 to 666 and encodes 194 amino acids. The record is from RefSeq and is a predicted model, not a curated record.